UUUGCUGGGCGCUGGUCUCGAAGGGGCGGGCGCGGGAGGUUCCUCCGGAGGGACCGUUACCAAGCUGGGGACGGCUGCGGCUGGAGGCGCAGGGUGAGGGCGAAGUUCGCCCGGUGCGUGCGUUCCCAGCGGGGUCCUCCUCCCCAGGCCGGCGCGGUGCUGCUGGUACUGCUGGUAGCGGCUAGGCAGGAGACCCGCGGGGCUGGGCCGGAUCUUUCCCCUCCUCCGCCGGACUCUCUUCAGCGCGGGCCUCGCGCUGCCGCCCGAGCCUGCCAGGCAGCAGCUGGGCUGGUUCUCACAGUUGCUGUCCCCCCGCCUGAGCCGCUGCAGAAGAGCAGAAGGCAGCCGCCGAGGGUCUUCGGUGCCCGCCGAGAUCCGAGCCAGGAAGGGCGGCGGCGCCGUGGUGGUGACCAUGGUGGGACGUGGGUACCCAGAGCUGUACCGGGAAGAGGGGGUCGGGCCCAGGGUGGGGGGGAUGAGCGGGUCGGGUCGCUGGGGAGUGUCUGCCCGGGCUUUGUGGGCUUGAGAUGGUGGCGCAAUCGGAUCCGCUGCUAGGAGAACAUGGCGGGGGAGUGAAAGGAGCAGCCAGCGGCGCCCCGUGUUGUUACCCGAGCGGGACACGCCCCCUUCCGCCCCCGCUCCAAUCGCCGCGCGGGGACGGCGAGAGCGGCACGCCCCUCCGCCGGGCGCAGCCAAUCCGAGCGCCGCGGCGGCCGCUCCGGCCCCGCCUCGGCCAAUCAGAAGCGACACAAACAGUUGGGGCCCCGCCCGCUUCCGCAGGCCGGCCAAUCCGGACAGACACAAACAGCGGGCACGCCCCAGUCUCCAAGUCACGGGCCCGCAGUGCGAAGCCGGGGCGGUUCUCUGCCUGCGAGCGCUGCCGGCCAAUCGGGCGGCACACAAACAGCCGCGGCCGCGCCUCCUCGCUCCUCGCGGCCAAUCGCGGGGGACGUAAACAGGAGGCGGCGCGCCCCCUGGCGGCUAGCGGCGCGCCGUUGGGCACGCACGCGUCGCCCGCCAUGGAGGUUCCCGGCGGGCAGCCGGCCGCGGCGGCGGCGGAGCGGGAGGAGGGCCCCGGCCGGGAGGCGGCGGGGCUGAGGCGGGACGAGCGGAGCCUGGAGGCGCUGAGCCUGGCCGCCGGCGGCGGGGCGGUGGCGGCGGCGGCGGGGCGGCAGCUGGCAGAGGGGCGGCGGGCGACGCUGGCGAGCGCCCUGGAGCUGGAGGGGACGGUGCUGCGCGAGGGGCGCCUCACGCAGUUCGUAGCCAACAACCUGGAGCGGCGGAUCCGGCUGAGCGGCGCCCCGCGGGGCGAGCCGGCCCCGGCGGCGGCGAGCGGCGGCGGCUCCAUCCCCGCCAUCGACCCCGGCGCGCUGCAGGACGUGGUGGCCCUGGCCGGGCAGGUGGCGGCGCAGGUGGACGAGCUGCUGCGCAACGUGCACUGCGGCCUGCAGGCCCUGACGGCGCUCAGCGUCGGCUGCAUCCAGACGUACCGCGACGGCGUGGAGAGCCUGGGCGAGGCGGCCGACCUCAGCAUCCGCGCCAUGUACGCGCUGGUGGCGCGCUGCGAGGAGCUGGACCGCGCCAUGCAGCCCGUGCCCGCGCUGGCCAAGCGCAUCCGCGACAUGAAGGGCACUCUGGAGCGGCUGGAGGGGCUCUGCAAGUAAGGCCGCCGCCGCCGGGAUACCGAGCGAGGAGCCGCCGCCGCCCGUGCAGAGCCAGCAGCGCUCCCGUUGGGCCUUCGCCGGACGCUGCAGUGGGGCUCGCCCGGGCCCCGGCCCGCCGUCUGCCCGCCUUGCCAGGUUUGCCUCCGGCGGGGCUCGGGCUGCUGCUGUCCCUCUCCUACAGCCCCGCAUACGGCGGCUUCAGCCCUCCGCCUGUACGUCCUUUCCUCUUUCUCUCUGCCCCUGUACGAGACCACCCGAUGUCGGUGGCCAGUUCGCCGGUGUUAAUCGGGAAGAAGUGCAAUGUUGGCAGCCGAUGAAGGAAGAGGGCCCAGUUGAAGUCGCGGGGUAAAUGGCAGGCGGUGCUUUUUAGCUUCGGCUCCAUUAAAGAAUUUGGAUUCCACAUGCCUUAUGCUUUCUAUUUAUUGAGGGCUAGGAAAAACUAACCCACCUUAAUUAAAAUGAGCUGUUAAUAGGGUUUUUAAACCAAAUUUAUGAUGGUUGUGAAUACCUGCUUGAUGCUUAGAGACAUAUGUGCUUAUUUGUAGUUGACUUAGUGCCUGACGAAUAAUUCUCACUUCUGCCCUUACAGCAAACAAACACCCCAAACGCUGUUGCCUCUUACAGGGCACAGCUGUAAGAAAAGAUACGAGGGAAUUUAAUGUAUAUAGCAAAGACACGUGCUUUCUGAGAUAAACUCCAUGGAAUAUAACUGAGGUUCAGAUAGAAACAUCGAUAUUCAGAGUUCUGAAUAAAAGCCUUCAGAGAAAAUACGCUUUGCCUCUAUUAGUCUGUACAGUUUUCACAGUGCAGAAGUUUAAAUGGCAUCACUGUGAAACAAUCCUGUGGUUCUGUUGUGGUAGUUUACUUCAAUUAGGAAAAUAUUUGAUGAGCUGAGGAAUGUGAAUAUGUGAUGACAUUAACGUGGGUGUGUGACUGACAUAAAAUGGGUACUUUGGGAGAAUUUAUGUGUAUAACUUGAAGCUUUUGCAUAUGCAUUACUGUAUGCAGAAGUGAUUUUGCUGUAUCAGUAAGUAUUUCCUCUGAGGCCUGAGAGUAGCCAAAUUCUCUGCUUGCUAUGGUUCCUAUGCAACUAGCCUCAUGGACGAUGCUCUGAGCAAUCCGUUUAGGUCACAAAUGCCCUUGUAACAACAUGUCAGCAGAGAAACAAUCACUGUGAUCUUAUGUAUGUGUAAUGGUGCUUUUGGUGACCAGCAGCUCUGAAAUGCCUGGGAACGAAGGUAGCCAGAAAUACAAAGCAAGCCCUUUAACUUUCAGUUGAAGUGCAGAGAGGUUCAUGAUGGGUGCAGCUCUACCCCACCGUAGUCUCAUUAAAAACACUGAGUGAGGGAUGCUGUGCUUCUGCAACAAAGUGAGUUGGUUUUCUGCCACUCUGGUUUGCAUAAUACCAGUCUCCGGCUUAGUUUGGGAUUUUGGACAUGUUCACGUCUUUUCCUUCAGCGCAGGGAUGUAUUUCAGGUGUGCCCUUCCAGCCCUGGCAAUGGGAGAUGGCUGGAAAUGGGUUGUGCCAAUGUAGCGCUCUGUGGUCAUAGCUCUCAUGGUACUGUCUUCUGGGGUAUAGCUGUGUCCCCAGAAAGGGACCUGAGGUCUAGUAGAGGUUAACAGAGCAAAAAAGGAGAACUUGACUGCCCCUGCUCAUGGGCCUAGAAGACCAUAAAGAUUUCUAAGCACCACAGCAACAGCUGUCCUCUUAAUAGCUUUGGGGUGUUAUUCUUGGGAAAGUUUGAAAAUGUGUGUCAUGGAGAUGGAGUACUUUUGCUAAUUAUGUUUUGUACCUGUCAAGAAGAUAAACCAAAGUUUGAUCUUGCUUAAUUUGUAUUGAAAUGCACAGGAAAGACCUGCAAGCUUAUUUGUAUAGCUGCAUCAUAUGUACAGCCACGCUUUAUCCAUACAGGCUACGGUGAAGCCUUCAAAGCAUCUGCAUUUCGGUAUGCUGUGGAUUUUAAGUAGCAUUUUGUGUUGCAGUCACCUACUUUCAAUGCUAAUCCUCUGCUAAAAUUGUCAAGACUGUAGAAUAAAAUCGUUGCUUUUAUGGUUUUAAUGGUUAA
Molecule: messenger RNA, 3730 nt
Organism: Colius striatus (speckled mousebird)
Lineage: Eukaryota; Metazoa; Chordata; Aves; Coliiformes; Coliidae
Gene: BORCS6
Product: BLOC-1 related complex subunit 6
Biological process (GO): lysosome localization
Cellular component (GO): BORC complex
Source: RefSeq, a predicted model, not a curated record